AUGUUUGGUUUUAAAAUGGCUGCACUGAAAAGGCCAAAUAGGGGAUUACAUUGCGUUCAUCUCCAACUCUACAAAGACCUAAAGGAGAGACAGAAGAACGGCCAGACGAAGGCGUCGUUAUCGCUGCAGCAGUAUCUGGGGUUCGAGUCGGGUUUCACACUUGACAAGGAGUCGAACACACUCGCCAUACUUUGUGAGGAUGUCGUUCCAGUACUGGCUUUUGAUACCAGAGAGAUUUUAAUACAGUGGAGGGUGAAGGUGCAACACAACUUAGGAAGCAGCAAAGAAUUUGCAGCAGUUAUCAUAUCAGCACCGUCCUCCACGGGAAUCAAAGCUGGUCCCGUACGGUUACACGCCUGUGGACCUCGGCUGGCCCUCUGCGCAUCUCGACCUCCUGAAGUGCUGGCGCUUUGGGACGUCAAGUUGUUAAGGUAG
Molecule: messenger RNA, 435 nt
Organism: Pieris macdunnoughi
Lineage: Eukaryota; Metazoa; Arthropoda; Insecta; Lepidoptera; Pieridae
Source: the annotation of a GenBank genome assembly